Messenger RNA from Vicia villosa (hairy vetch), 4672 nucleotides. RefSeq lists its product as uncharacterized. The transcript is spliced from 8 exons. The coding region runs from base 1 to 4671 and encodes 1556 amino acids. Gene Ontology annotation, molecular function: RNA-DNA hybrid ribonuclease activity; serine-type endopeptidase activity; nucleic acid binding. Gene Ontology annotation, biological process: proteolysis. NCBI's taxonomy places the organism in Eukaryota, Viridiplantae, Streptophyta, Magnoliopsida, Fabales, Fabaceae. The record is from RefSeq and is a predicted model, not a curated record.
AUGGCCAAUUGCAAAAGGAAGGAGCAAACACUUGGAAAGGAGCUGGAGAACCCACAAAGGCCAGAGAAAGGAGUCUACAUUCCCACGGGAAGAAAGUUCACUCUUGGGGAAAGUUCUAAAGAAAAUCCAGGGCAUCAUUUGGAAAACAAUAUUGAAGCUAAGGGUCCAAUCCUUACUCCUUUGGUUGAUAUUAGUGCAGAGGUUCCAAAUGUGGAACAAACUGAUAAGAAUGAUGACUCAAUCAUAGUUCCUAUCCAGCCGACCCCUAUUCAAGAGAUGUCUAAUGGAAAUGAUGGCUCAUCUGAAGAAGAAUAUGUUGAUGCUACACAAAUGUGCAUAUACUGGAACAUCAGAGGGAUUGCUAAUGGUUCCUCUAGGCUGGCUUUGAAAAGGCUAAUUCAGAAUAACUCACCAGACUUGGUCUUCAUUGCUGAGCCUUGUAUGGACUAUGGCAACUUUCCUCACAAAUGGUUACACAGGUCGAAGGAUUGGAAUAAGAACAUUUUUGGUGAUGUGAAACUUAAGGUGGUGGAGACUGAAAAAGCCCUUAAGGAUAUUCAACAGAAAAUCAGCUUAUGUGGUUACAAUGAAAGUCUGCAAAUGGUUGAAGUUAAGGCUCAAUACCAGCAGGUUAUUGAAUCUCAUCUUGUUGAUCAUUUCUCUAACCUUUUUAAUCAAGGUGUAUCUAUGCAGGAUUCAGGGCUCAUUGAGAAGUUCAUUCCAAACCUGGUGAAUGAAGGCACAAAUGCAAUGCUGGCUGCAGUCCCUAGUGUGGAGGAAAUAACUCAUGUUGUCAUGAACUUAAAAGCUGACUCAGCGCCUGGCCCUAAUGGGUUUGGUGCUAUAUUCUUCCAAAAAUACCGGGGCAUCAUCAAGAAUGAUGUUGUUUUGGCUGUGCUUCAAUUUUUUCUGCAAGACUGGAUUCUUCCUAACUAUAACACUAACACUAUAAUGCUCAUACCUAAAAACAAUGAGCCUAAUCUCAUUAAUCACUAUAGGCCCAUAGCUCUUGCCAACUUUAAAUUCAAAACUAUAUCCAAGAUUAUUGCUGACAGAUUAGCCUCUAUUUUACCUUCUUUGAUCUCUCUUGAGCAAAAAGGUUUUAUCAUGGGUAGAAAUAUAAAGGAUGGUAUUUGUCUCACCUCUGAGGCAAUUACUAUUCUUGGCAAUAAGAGUUAUAGUGGUAAUGUAGCUCUGAAAAUUGACAUUUUAAAAGCCUUUGAUACCCUUAAUUGGAAAUUUCUCCUCAAGACUCUUACUUGUUUUGGUUUUAGUAGUAAAUUUUGUAAUUGGAUUGCUACUAUUUUAAAUUAUGCUAAGCUUUCUAUUGGUAUCAAUGGCAAGCAGGCUGGCUUCUUUAAUUGCUCCAAUGGAGUGAGACAAGGAGAUCCCUUGUCUCCUCUUAUUUUUUGUUUAGCUGAAGAGGUCCUAAGGGUGAUAAAAAAAUCCAUCAAGUCAAUUGCUAAUUUACUAAUGGAGUAUGCUGCCAUAUCUGGCAAAGUUUGCAAUAACACUAAAUCCUUGGUCUAUGCUGGUGGAAUGACUGUAGAAAGACACAAAUGCUUGGCUGAUAUUCUUGGAUUUCAAAUGGCCAAACUUCCUUUCUUAUAUCUUGGUGCUCCCAUCUUUGUUGGCAGGCCUAAAACUCAUUAUUUUUCUUUUAUUGCAGAUAAGAUUAAAGCAAAGCUGGCACAUUGGAAGGCUUGUUUGCUAUCUAUGGCUGGAAGAUUACAACUCAUCAAGGCAGUCAUCCAUAGCAUGUUGUUGCACUAUAUAACAAUAUACAACUGGCCUGCUUCCCUCAACAAGAAGAUCAGCACCAUAAAAAAGAUAAUGGAUUGCUUUGAGCUUAUGUUGGUUCCUAGAUCCCCACAGGCUAUGGCAGUUGUCCUCUCCAUUGUUUGCAGCUUCUUCUACCAAGUUUGGAGAGCCAGAAAUUCGAACAGAUUUGAUGGCAAAAUAAUACAUUGGAAGUCUUGUAUCACUCAUAUUAUGGCUCGAGCCAAGAGGGUUAAAGCUAAUAUUGACGGUGUUGCUCGAGGUGAUCCAGUCCUUAUGGCUUGUGGUGUAAUUUUCCGUAAUAAUAACGCUACUCAUUUGGGAAGUUUUUGUGACUAUAUGGGAGAAGGGAACUCUGAAUUGGCUGAGCUUUGGGCAGCUAUGCUUGCUGUUCAAAAAGCAGUUAACAUGGGAUGGAGGAAGCUUUGGAUCGAAACGGAUUGUAUGCUUGUGGUGAAAGCUUUCUCUGAUCCGACUCUUGUUCCUUGGAGAACCAGAUCUCGUUGGCUCAGUUGUCAUGCUUACUCUCAAAGUAAGGUUCUCUACUACAUUUUUCUCACAAUCCCAUCUGAUCAAUACAUGCAAACAAAGCUAUCUAACAUGGAAAAAUUAAUGAAACCCCUUGUAGUAAUUCUUUUUUUGUUUUUGAGUGUGCACGAUGUGUCUUUGGCAAGAACAAAGAAGAGUGAGAAUAAGAUGAAUUACAUUGUUCAUGUUUCCAAAUCCACAAUUCCAACAAGCUUCAACCACCCUUCAAUCUGGUACAAAUCAAUUCUGAAGUCGGUAUCCCAGUCAGCAGAAGUACUAUAUAGCUAUGAUAAGGCAAUAAAUGGAUUCUCGACAAGUUUGAGUGAUGAAGAACUUGAGUUACUAAAAAGGCAAUAUGGGAUUCUAAAGGUGACACCAGAUAAAAAGUACAAACUUCACACAACCCGAACACCGAAGUUUCUUGGGCUUGAUAAAAUUGCUAAUUUGUUCCCCACGACAAACAAAAGUAAUGAUGUAAUUGUGGGAGUAAUAGACUCAGGUGUAUGGCCUGAAAGCAAAAGUUUUGAUGAUACUGGAUUCGGGCCUAUCCCGCCCAAAUGGAAAGGAAAAUGUGAAACAGGUACCAAUUUUACAACAUCUAAUUGUAAUAAGAAAUUGAUUGGUGCUAGGUUUUUUGCAAAGGGUUUUGAGGCAAGUUGGGGUCCAAUUAAUGAAACCAUUUUGUAUAGAUCACCUCGAGAUGAUCUAGGCCAUGGAACUCACACUGCGAGCACAGCUAUAGGAUCUACGGUGGAAAACACAAGUUUUUUUGGCUAUGCCAAAGGGACUGCAAGUGGGAUGGCAAUUGGUGCUAGAGUUGCUGUCUAUAAGGUUUGUUGGAAAACUUCCUGCAUGGAUUCUGAUAUAUUGGCAGGAAUAGAUCAAGCCAUUGCUGACAACGUCAAUAUUCUUUCUUUGUCACUUGGAGGUUCAAAAAAUGAUUACUUUAAGGAUGGCAUCGCAAUUGGAGCAUUUGCAGCAAUGGAACAUGGCAUUCUAGUCUCAUGUUCAGCAGGAAAUUCUGGCCCUACUCCUUUCAAGGUAGAUAAUGUAGCACCAUGGAUUACCACUGUGGGAGCUGGAACACUCGAUCGAGAUUUCCCUGCAUACGUCCGUUUGGGAAAUGGAAAAAAUUAUUCAGGUGUGUCCCUUUAUAAAGGUAACGGUUUGCCCGAUACUCUUGUGCCAAUCAUAUAUGCAGGGAACGCAAGUAAGGGUGAAGUAAGAAGUGCUGAGUUAUGUUACUCACAUAGCUUGGCUCCGGAAAAAGUAGCAGGAAAGAUUGUGUUGUGUGAUCGUGGAGAUCUCGCUCCGAUAUUCCAAGGAGGUACUGUAAAAUCUGCGGGUGGUUUGGGCAUGGUCUUAGCCAACAGUAAGAGAGAUGGAGAAUCACCACUAGCAUAUGCCCAUAUUUUUCCAGCAACUUCAGUUAGCUUCACAUAUGGCAAAGCUAUAAAAAAUUACUUGUUUUCUGAUCAAAACUCGACAGCUACAAUUGUGUUUCGGGGAACAAAGCUAAAGGUUAAGCCAUCUCCUAUGGUUGCAGAUUUCAGCUCACGAGGCCCCAAUUCGAUAACCCCUCAGAUAUUGAAACCUGAUAUUAUUGCUCCUGGUGUUAACAUUAUAGCAGCUUAUUCAAAAAGUGUGAGUCCUACAUUUUGGGCUUUCGAUCCUAGGCGUGUAGAUUUCAAUAUUUUAUCAGGAACAUCCAUGGCAUGUCCACACGUAAGUGGACUAGCAGCUCUAAUUAAGUCCAUUCAUCCAGAUUGGAGCCCAGCCGUCAUUCGAUCCGCGUUGAUGACAACCGCUUAUACAACUUACAAAAACAAUCAAACAUUAUUAGACAGUGCAACAAACAAGCCUUCAACUCCAUUUGAGUUUGGUGCUGGACAUGUUAACCCUAUUUCCGCCCUAAAUCCCGGACUCGUCUAUGAUUUAACAACAGAUGACUACUUGAGCUUCCUCUGUGCAUUGAACUACUCAUCUGUUAAUAUUGAAAUUGUAGCAAGGAGAAAGUACACAUGCGAUCCGAAGAAACAAUACAGUGUAACAAACCUUAAUUACCCUUCCUUUGCUGUGGUGUUUAAGAGUGAGCAUGAUAAGAUUAAACACACUCGGACUCUUACUAAUGUGGGUGCAGCAAGAACUUACAAGGUAUCAGUUAAGUCAAAUGUUGCAUCUAUCAAGAUCUUAGUUGAACCAAAAGUGUUAAGUUUUAAGAAAAAUGAGAAAAAAUCAUACGUAGUUACAUUUACUACAUCAACUUUGAAACAAAAUAUUACUCAUAGUUUUGGAAGCUUGGAAUGGUUUGAUGGAAAAACUCUUGUUAGAAGUCCUAUAGCGUUUAGUUGGAAAUUACAUUGAA